Messenger RNA from Cottoperca gobio, 2244 nucleotides. It is a transcript of the gene znrf2b, whose product is annotated as zinc and ring finger 2b. The transcript has 3 exons. Lineage: Eukaryota; Metazoa; Chordata; Actinopteri; Perciformes; Bovichtidae. Bases 558 to 962 code for a protein of 134 amino acids. The record is from RefSeq and is a predicted model, not a curated record.
UUUGAAACUUCUGAGCGGAAAUACUUGUGAACUGUGUGAGCGUGACAGCUAGCCUGCGCACCGAGAAUCUCCUUGCUGCCACUAAUAAAACGGUUUUGUGCAGAGCUUUCUCCUUCAUCACAUCCUUCCUUUGAGCAAAGCGUUGUCUGGCAGGGAGGUGUGAGGAGCCCGGCUCUUCACUCCUUCAGGCUGUUCAGGAGCCAUGGCGGAGCGGACACUGAGGAGGAGACAGCGGCUCCACAGCAGCUGCUCGAGCGAGGAGGGAUCCACGUUAACGUUACCUGCAGCACAGCCACAACUGUUAGUGACGGAACACAAUGGUGACGGCUUCUAAAGUUUUACACACAUCUUUAGCUUUUGUCACAGCUGGCUGGUUCAACUUUCCACUAACUGGUACUUCCCUAAUGUCGACGGGAUCUUAGCGCCGCGGAGUUUGUUCUGCUUUUCUUUUCUUCCAGACAGUAACGUUCCGUCUGUCCUGUAAAGCCUCGGGUGUAAAUCUGGUGUACUGUCCCGCGCCUCUUUAAUAUUUAAAAGCCGAGUCACUGGAGGUUAACAUGGGGGCAAAGCCGAGCAGCCCGACUGCUAAUCCGGCAGCUAACGGACGGACCAGAGCCUACUCCGGCUCGGACCUGCCCUCCAGCACGUCCAGCAGUAAUGGUAACAGGACUACCACCGGGGCUGUUCGGUACCAUGCGUACAGUGCGUCCGGAGCCUCGUCCAGCACCAGCCAGCACCAUGGAGCCAGGGCUAGGUUUGUGGGGGGCUCCGGAGGCUCCGGGACCCGACCUCAGUCCGGGAUCAACAUUCCCAACAGCAGCGGAGCCUACAGCUCCCAGGAGUCCGGCGGCAGUAGCCCGGAGGAGGCGGACAGAGAGCGCUCAGGCGGAGAGCAGGAGGGUCCCCGGCUGUUGAUAGGAUCACUACCAGCACACCUCUCGCCUCAUCUGUUCGGAGAGUAAAGAGCCACUCCACCAGGAGUGUCUCCACAUCAUGGGCAACCCAGAGAGGUGUGCCUUUGGAGGACAUAUGUGCUGCGGCCACAUGUGCAUCACCGAGCACAUUCUCCAGGUUUUACAGGAUGAAUGUCGCCACCCCUCAUCCAUUAGCCGCGGUUCUUCUGCAGAGUCCUGAGGCCCACAUCUCCUCUGUUACAGAAACUAUAUAUUCAUCAGUGUGUUGUGUUGCAACAUUUUGGCCCUCCAUUUCAGUAAGGAAAAGGCAGCGAGACAACUGAAAAGACUCAAACAUUGUAAACCCUAUAGUAGAGCUUUGCCUUCCAGCCAACCAUGUACAUACACAAAAGAAUAUCUCUAGAGAUGUACACUCUGCCCUCAGGCUGCCACAAAAGGUUCUGGGUUGAACUCUGGAUGUCUUCAAAUCCUUGAAUCAAACCUAAUCAUAACAUUUAAAAGGUUACGUACCGGCUAUGGACUUCAUGCACAAGGAAACGAUGUCCAUUAUGUUUGUGUUGUUUGUAGAAUUUACAUCAAUGCUGGACUAUAAGCUGUAAACUAAUGAUGGAAAUAGUUUCCUGUCCUCAGCAUGUGAUUUUAAUAGAUAUAGCUAUAUCUCAGAGUGUGAUAACAUCUCAGCAAUCUGGUUUUACCAAAUGCAUACAGAUCUAAAUUGUAGCAAACUUUUGAUUUCAUAGAGGUGCUGGCCCCAGACUGAGAAAUUGGAUUUGAGGACCUUGAGGGACUUUUUAUGUGGCAAAACAAAGAUUAUGCAUCUGCGGCUCAUCUAUUCAGUUAGUUCCCCCGUUUCUCUGCAAAAAGUAAUUAUAGCGAGUUCAAAGGUUUGAUACAUCGGUGUUAAAUAUUGUAUAGAGCUAUACAUUCUCUAAAAUGUAUUCUGUACAUGUCUUGCUAUAACAAUAGCAACACCAGCUGUAAUAGUUUUCUGUAAUGUGCAUUCCAUUUGCAACAAACUGUUAUCCAUUCCACAAAAUACCUCCUAUACAUAUGUAGAGCCAUGGAGCAAGCACAAUGUGACAGUCACACCUCUGCAGGGUUGCAGUCCUGCUCUGAUUAUUGUGUUUUUCUGAAAGAUGGCAUAUAACUUUGCUUUCCAAACAUAAUUCUCCAUUUUCUAUCUGUUUUUUUGCUGUGCAUAUUCAUGCUCUACCAGUGAAACUCCCUUUCCGGAGACCUGAUAACCUUCCUCUAUCACCAAAUACUGUUGUCUCUAGACAGCCAAGCUGUCUUUUUUCAUUUUCAUUUCACCUUGUGCUCAGGUAGACAC